Leptopilina heterotoma is the source of this 1538-nucleotide messenger RNA. RefSeq lists its product as uncharacterized. The coding region runs from base 915 to 1247 and encodes 110 amino acids. The transcript has 4 exons. The record is from RefSeq and is a predicted model, not a curated record. NCBI's taxonomy places the organism in Eukaryota, Metazoa, Arthropoda, Insecta, Hymenoptera, Figitidae.
UUACGUCUAAUAACAUUAUUUUUUGUAUGUUAUAAUAUAAAAUGCAAAAGAAAAAAACAUUUCUGAUAAAACAAAAUAAAGGAAACAAUAAACGAAUAGAAAACUAUGAAUGAACGAAUGACGAAAUUCUCAUUUAUAUUGUUAAAUAACGAGUGUUUUUCUUUUAAAAAAUUAACGCAGUCGAUAAGAUACAUUUGUAGUGGAAAAAAAGCAAAGAAAUAUGCUAAAGAAUGACGUGACCGAAAAAAUAAAAAAAAAGAUUCUUUUCGACGAUCGUGAAAACUACUUGAUUUUUUGUCCAACAUUCGUGAAUAGAGAAGCACUUACGUGAUUGUGCGGUUAAUUAUUGUUCAAAAGUGCUGACGGGCAUAUUCUUCACGUAAAGAUGCAAUUUUAUUGUUUGGGCGCUUCGCUCUAAUAAUUUCAAUUAUAUAAGAUUUUGACAAAAAAGAAAAAAAAAGUCAAUUUUCUCGUGAAGUUUUGCCCGGUGUAAAUUUAACCCUAUUCGUUAUUACCCCGGUUUUUAGUUUUACCUAUAGAGAAUAUUAUUUUCUUUAAAAAAAAAGAAGACAUUCUUUUUUCAAUAUUCAAAAGUACCAGAAAUAAAAUUUUGAAAUAUAAAUCAUAUUCCGCGAUGUAAAUGUUUGUAAUCCUAAUUCAAAAUAACAAAAGUUUAUAAUAUAAAAUCUGAAAUUAAAAAAAUAUGUGAAUCUUGUACACAGUGUUUGACUAUAAACACUGACAGAAUUGUGUAAAUAUUCUUGUUUAUAUCUAUAUACAGAGUUGUUGUUUACAUAAAUGUUUGCUCAGUUCGAAAUGUAUAAUGGGACAAAUGUGUGUGUACUAUUGAGGAAGUCAUUGAUUAGAGAAUUUAAGUCACGUGAAAAACGGGAGAAGAAAUAAAAUUUGUAUUAAUGUGUGUUGUAGUGAUUUUUUCGAAAAAUCAAGGUGAAGAAAAGAAAAUGAUAAUUGAUUGUGCCCCGUGGCGCAAUUGCGCAAAAAAAUCAAGCUCAUGGUGUAAGAGCGCAAAAUACUCCCGGGACUCGUACAAAGAUCUUGAGAUUGAGCUCACAACAAAUGGCACCUGGAGGAAGAUACCAAUCGAUUACAUGUUGCUCGGAGUUCCACGGAAGCUAGGAUAUCGUGUACGUUACGAAGAGGGAACAAAUUUGCGAUGCCGCGAAGAUCCGGACACUGAAGAUUCGGACGACAGAACCAGGGAAACAUUAUCGAAAAUGUAUUCAUGACGAGAAAAUUUAUGUUCUUGUUAACCGGAAUAAUUUACAAAUUGAAACUCGAGUUCCAAAUUUAUUUUCUAUUAUAUAUCCUGAAUUUCAAUUUUCAACGAUUAUUAUUACCUGCUAAUCGAAGCGAGUCCCUUGUUUCCAAUUCAUCGUCAACACAAAUACACACACACUGCCUCGUGAUGUAAACAGAAGUCCCGUGCAGUCUUUGUUUUGCGGUUCUUCCUGGAAAAUUUACAGCAUCAAACGAUUAUAAACAUAUUUUACAUUUAAGAACGAUAUCAACUGAAUGGG